Messenger RNA from Zootermopsis nevadensis, 1522 nucleotides. RefSeq names its product prostaglandin reductase 1. Gene Ontology annotation, biological process: prostaglandin metabolic process. NCBI's taxonomy places the organism in Eukaryota, Metazoa, Arthropoda, Insecta, Blattodea, Termopsidae. Gene Ontology annotation, molecular function: 15-oxoprostaglandin 13-reductase [NAD(P)+] activity; 2-alkenal reductase [NAD(P)H] activity. Gene Ontology annotation, cellular component: cytoplasm. The record is from RefSeq and is a predicted model, not a curated record.
UGGCCGUAAUCCAAACAUUUUAUCAUCUGCUGUCUCAUUCUGGCUUUAAGCAGUGAGACCUCGUGCGUAGCCGAAGUGUCCUUCACGAAGCCCGACUGUACGCACCUUGCCGCUUGAGAAGUUACCAGCAAAUCUGACUGCAAUAUUUCAAAGGAUUACCCUUCGCCAACUCUGCAAUAUGGUAAAGACAAAGAAAUACAUCUUGGCUAAACACUUUGUUGGUGAGCCAAAGGAAGAUGAUUUUGAGGUUGUAGAAGAAGAGUUACCACCCCUGAAGAAAGGAGAAAUUCUGUGUGAAGCUGUGUGGUUAAGUGUCGAUCCAUACAUGAGGCCAUAUUCAGUCAACUUUCCUACUGGAACCACCAUGAUUGGAUCACAAGUUGCAAGGGUUAUUGAGAGCCAACAUCCUGAGUACAAGGUUGGAAUCCACAUUGUAGGUCACUUUGGAUGGCAAACUAAGAGCAUUAUCAAUAUUGACAAUCCGCCUACAAUACUAUGGAUGUCAAAACCCUUCAUCAUACCUGAUUUCUCAGGACUACCCCUGUCACUUGCACUUGGAGUCCUGGGCAUGCCUGGAAACACAGCAUACUUUGGAUUUCUUGAAAUAUGUAAACCGAAACCUGGUGAAACUGUGGUAGUCAGUGGGGCAGCAGGAGCAGUUGGUAGCCAUGUUGGCCAGCUUGCUAAAAUAAAAGGAUGCAAGGUGAUAGGCUUUGCAGGGUCAGAUGAUAAGGUGAAGUGGCUGAAGAAUAACCUGAAGUUUGAUGCGGCUUUCAAUUACAAGACGACAGAUAUAACAAAGGCACUGAAAGAGGCUGCGCCAGAUGGAAUCGAUUGUUACUUUGAUAAUGUUGGUGGCACACUGAGUAGUGCUAUCAUUGCACAAAUGAGAGAGAGAGGCCGUAUUUCAGUGUGUGGCUCCAUUUCUUCAUAUAACGAGGAUUACACCAAACUUCCUUUAGCUCCUAUCCUUCAACCUUCCCUUGUAUUCAGGGAGUUAAAGAUGGAAGGUUUCAUAGUGAGACGCUGGCUAGACAGAUGGGAUGAAGGAAUCAACUACAACUUACAGUUGAUCAAAGAGGGUAAAUUGGUACACCCUGAGACUGUGACUGAGGGAUUUGACAACAUUGCAAAAGCAUUCAUAGGAAUGCUACGAGGAGAAAAUGUGGGAAAAGCUGUUGUGAAGGCUUGAAACUCCAGUUCAUACAGAGACAUGUGUUAUUUGUUUUCCAGGUCAAGUUUCAAAUGAAGCUGAAAGUAAUGGUUUUGUACAAAUUAUGUGACUAACAUAUUGGGUUUGAUUUUGAUCACUAGCCUGGUAUAAAUUCUUUCAUCCACAGAUGAACUAUGAAUUUACAUGCUUAUUAUGAUAAAAACAUAAAAUUUAAAAAGUUGAAUUUGCACUUGCAUGCACAGGUUAAAAACAGGAAGUGCAAUUUAGUUAUUCCUUCUGUAUUAUCUCUUGAAAUAUACAAUACUGGUGAAAUGGGAUAUUUCUAUAAAAUAAAAAUACAUUCAUUCA